Messenger RNA from Ctenocephalides felis (cat flea), 2343 nucleotides. RefSeq lists its product as uncharacterized. Gene Ontology annotation, biological process: DNA integration. The transcript has a single exon. Gene Ontology annotation, molecular function: nucleic acid binding. The record is from RefSeq and is a predicted model, not a curated record. Lineage: Eukaryota; Metazoa; Arthropoda; Insecta; Siphonaptera; Pulicidae. Bases 1 to 2343 code for a protein of 780 amino acids.
AUGGAAUCUUCUACAAAGGUAUUGGGAUUAAAAUGGGAUCCCUUAUCAGAUAAUUUUUCAUUCGAAAUAAAGCUUACGUGGAGAAAAUGGACAAAGAGACAACUUCUUUCAGUAAUAGCGCGAAUCUGGGAUCCUCUGGGUUUCCUAACUCCGAUAGUUGUUAAGAUAAAAAUAUUAUUGAAAAAAAUUUGGACAUUAAAAAUCGAUUGGGAUGAGGAAUUACCAUCAUUUAUUAUUACAUCAUGGUUAGCCGUAUAUUCCGAAUUAGAGCAUCUUAAUAACUAUCAGAUUCCGCGUUAUCUCGAAACAUCAAAACAAAACAAAUGUUCAUUAUUUGGUUUCGCGGAUAGUUCAGAGCAAGCGUAUGGAGCGGUAGUUUAUAUUAAAUCUCUUGGCAAUCCGAAUUUCUUGUUGAUUUCAAAAUCGCGUGUAACACCGAUUAAAAACCAAACAUUAGCCAGGCUUGAACUUUGUGCCUGUCAUUUACUGUCAAAACUUCUGAAUUUUAUAUUAACGAAUAACCAACAUAGUAUAGAUUUUGAUUCUAUUUACUGUUUUUCCGAUUCUAUGAUUGUCCUUCACUGGUUAGCAGGACCGGCUACUCGUUGGAAAACAUUUGUAGCCAAUAGGGUAACAAAAAUACGGGAUCUCAUUCCUAAUGCACAAUGGCUUCACAUUCCUUCUAAUCAAAAUGCAGCCGAUUGUGUUUCUCGAGGUCUUCGACCUAAGGAUUUUAUCCAACAUAAGAAUUGGUUGUUUGGGCCGGAUUGGUUGAAUGGUCCUAUAUCAACUUGGCCUGCAAAAACGGUUGAACCUUCCGGAGAUAUUGAUCAAGAAAGAAAAGCUAACGCUCUAAUAGUAAAGAGUGUCAUACCACCGAUCAAUCCUUUAUAUGAAUUAACGCAAAAAUUUUCUAAUUGGUGCAAACUUGUAAGAAUUUUCGCUUAUAUAUUGAAGUUUUGUAAAAUUAUAACAAAUCGAAACCGACUUUUGACUUCAGAUUUGAAACAAGCCGAGGUUAUUAUUAUUCGUUUAGUCCAAGAACAUCAUUUUCCCGAAGAAUUCAAACUAUUAACGAACGGAAAGUCUUGUUCGAAGAAGUUUUGCCGACUAAAUGUGGUUUUGGAUUCUAAUAAUUGUUUACGCGUUAAAGGUAGAUUAGGAUUAACAACUAAUAACAAUCCACUUCUUUUGCCAAAAAAAGACCAAGUAGUAAAUUGUCUCAUAGAUUACUACCAUAUUAAUAAUUUACAUACUGGAUCAAACUUAGUAUUAUCUUUAUUGAGGCAAAAAUAUUGGAUCUUGUCGGCUCGUGCAAUAAUUCGUAAUCGUCUUAACAAGUGUAUAACUUGUUUUCGACAGAAUCCGAAACCCAUUUUUCCAUUCAUGGGCGACUUACCAGUACCGCGCAUAACAGCCAGUAGAGCUUUCCUAAACGUCGGCGUUGAUUAUGCAGGCCCCUUCAAUAUCUCCAUGAGUCGUCACAGAGGCGCUCGAACCUACAAGGCUUAUAUAUGCUUGUUCAUCUGUUUAGCCACUAAGGCGAUACAUCUCGAAUUAGCUUCAGAUUUAACAAGCGAUACAUUUUUAGAUUGCUUGAAACGAUUCCUAGCCCGGCGUGGUCCUAUUAAAUGUAUUUACUCCGAUUGUGGAACCAAUUUUAUAGGAGCCAAAAAUACUCUUGAUUCCUUAUUCCUUCUCCUAAAUUCCGAAGAGUAUAAAAAGCGUUUCAAUGAAUUAUUGGUUUUACAUGACAUUGAAUGGAAAUUUAAUCCACCGUUUGCCCCACAUUUUGGAGGUAUAUGGGAGGCGAAUAUUAAAUCAGUGAAGACCCAUUUGUUUAAAGUUAUAGGGUUGCAAAUUUUAUCCUACGAAGAGUUUAAUACAGUCCUCAAUCAAAUCGAAGCCUUACUGAAUUCAAGACCGUUAUGUUGGCUGAGCAAUGAUCCAUCGGAUCCUCAACCUCUUACGCCUGCGCACUUCUUAAUGCAAGAGCCUCUGUCGGAUUUGCCCGUUGACUAUGAAAACUUGAAUUUGACUAAAAGAAAACAAUUGUUAGAUCAUAUUGUCGCUUCUUACUGGAAGCGAUGGAAUGUGGAAUAUCUAACCGAGCUACAGGUCCGACAGAAAUGGAAUACAGUCACUAAUCCUAUUAAAAAGGGUGAUUUGGUAGUUGUAAAACAAGAGAAUGCGCGUCCGCUCAUUGGGGGUUGGGAAGAGUUGAAGAGGUUUUUCCGGGCCCGAUGGAGUGGUUCGAGUAGCAUUGGUAAAAACGGGAAAUACCCUAAUCAAGCGGCCUGUUGUCAAACUAUGCCCCCUACCUAUUCAAUAGUUUAUAUCUGA